AUGCGCCUCCCGACCCCUUUGGAUGGCGUCAGACGCCCCGCGCGCGCCCCUCCCUUGCGCGUCGCCGAGGCGCCCGGCCGCCAUCUAGCCCUGCUGGAGCUCAACUUCCUGCCUACCACGGGCACGAAACUGACCAAGCAGCAGCUGAUCUUAGCCCGGGAUAUUCUUGAAAUUGGAGCCCAGUGGAGCAUCCUGAAGAAAGACAUCCCGUCCUUCGAGAGAUACAUGGCGCAGCUGAAAUGCUACUACUUCGACUACAAGGACGAGCUGCCGGAGUCCGCCUACAAGCAUCAGCUUCUAGGCCUGAACCUGCUCUUCCUGCUGUCCCAGAACCGCGUGGCCGAGUUCCACACCGAGCUGGAGAGGCUCCCCGCGAAGGACAUCCAGACCAACGUGUACAUCAAGCACCCCGUCUCCCUGGAGCAGUACCUGAUGGAAGGCAGCUACAACAAAGUGUUCCUGGCCAAGGGCAACAUCCCUGCGGAGAGUUACACCUUCUUCAUCGACAUCCUGCUGGACACCAUUCGGGAUGAAAUUGCUGGCUGCAUUGAGAAGGCGUAUGAGAAGAUCCUCUUCAAUGAAGCCAUGAGGGUUCUGUUCUUCAACACGCCCAAGAAAAUGACGGAAUACGCCAAGAAGCGUGGCUGGGCUCUGGGCCCACACAACUACUACAGCUUCAGCAGCCAGCAGCAGAAACCCGAAGACGCCACCAUCCCCUCGACAGAGUUAGCCAAACAAGUCAUUGAGUACGCCCGGCACUUGGAAAUGAUCGUCUAGCGAAGCCCCCAGGACUCUCCACACCUCCCUCCCCUGGUUGUUUUAGCGUCUUACUGUGUUCGUCAACCAGUCCGUUUUUUAACGCCACGUCAAGGGUUUCUCCAGGCCCGUGCAGGAGCGGCGGGGCUGCCUGUCCCUUAAUGCGGGACCCCGCUGCUCUGGGCUUCUCUCUGGCAGCAGCGUGGGCAGGGGGCAAGCGCCCUGUAAAAACCCUUCUCCAUGGGAGGAGCCGCUCCUUUGAUCUGGCUGCUGGGGUACGGCUGAGGCCCUCGGCACAGGCACCUCCGAUGCCAGCCAGCGAGUGGGCAGGCAGCCUCGCCGAGCCACCAUUAAAGUGUCUGGCUUCACG
Pelodiscus sinensis (Chinese soft-shelled turtle) is the source of this 1126-nucleotide messenger RNA. The record is from RefSeq and is a predicted model, not a curated record. Lineage: Eukaryota; Metazoa; Chordata; Testudines; Trionychidae.